Molecule: messenger RNA, 1152 nt
Organism: Octopus sinensis (East Asian common octopus)
Lineage: Eukaryota; Metazoa; Mollusca; Cephalopoda; Octopoda; Octopodidae
Exons: 2
Coding region: 1-1152 (383 amino acids)
Source: RefSeq, a predicted model, not a curated record
AUGAGGGUUCUACGGAGUUUCUUAGAUGAAGAUGCUAUCAGAAUGAUACAGGUCUUAUUGGCAAAAACGGACCUCACUGUUCGCCUUGGGACAACGUCGUCCAGAUCCUUCCCAACAAAUGUGGGAACCCCCCAAGGAGACUCUCUCUCGCCUCUGUUAUUUGUGAUCUACCUUGAGGCUGCUUUACGAGAGCUGAGAGGUCUAUAUGACAAGUCAAUAACUGAAGUGAUUUACGCUGACGACGUCGACUUUGUGUCCACUGACAAAUCCGCCCUACUCAGACUAUUGGAGAUUGCACCGGAUAAACUUGGAGAAUGGUUCUUAAUCAUGAACACGGACAAGACUGACGUGGUCGAUGUAUCACGCUCGGAUACCCAAACUAUGGAAAAAUGGAGACUUUCGAAGAAGCUUAGCUCUCUGCUUGGAGACCGAGAAGACAUCAUGCGAAGAAAGCUACUGGCCGCUGUUGCUCUAAAAUCUGUCAUGAAAGAUUGGCUACGAUAUUGUCCCGGGAACCCAUCACUACGCUCUAGAAUCUACAACGCUUUUGUCAAACCGGUACUACUGUACAACUCAUCUACAUGGGGCAUCUCUGACACCGAACUAAAGAAUCUUGACUCGUUUCACAGAAAACAGCUUCGCGUCCUAAAUGGCCUGCAUUGGCCUAAGAAAAUUAACAACUCAUCGCUCUACAAACUCAGUAACUCGGUGCCAGUCAGCCAGGACAUCAUAGAUGGCCGCUGGAGGCUCUUCGGACACGUCCUGAGAAUGGACCCGUCCUCACCUGCUUACCAAGCCAUGGAAGAAUAUAAUACUCUCGAUUCGUUUAUGAAAGGGAAAAUAAUUGCGCUAUACGACUUAAAUAUGUCAUAUAUUAAAAUUUCUAAAGAAACCGGUGUUCCAUAUUCAACAGUCGUAAAUUUUAUCAAGAAAUACAAUAAAACUGGAUCAUAUGACCGCCAACAUGGUUCUGGAAGACUAUCAAUUUUGAAUAAUGUGCAAAUUAAUCAUUUGCGUACAUCAGAGGAAAAUUCAUCUUUAACUGCUUCUGAACUCUCUAAUGAAAUAGAAAAGUUUUCUGGAACACGUGUCUCGUCUCGAACCAUAAUACGAAAUUUAAAUAAAAAUGGAAUUUUCGCAAGAAUUGCAUAG